GAAGAGAAACAGAGGGAGGCGACACAAGUCAGACCGGCUCGAGCAGGGGAAUGUGCCGGAUUCCGCUGCGCACACACCCGGGCUGUCCCGCACUGAGAGCUCCACUGCGUUAACGGGAGACGACACAGGGCUGAUACUGAGGCGGCGGGACCAGGACCGGAGAGGGACAGUAAAAAAAAAAAAGAGUCACCUGGGUGCGGAGGAAAUUAGAGAGGGAGGGGAGUGGAGGAGGGCGGGAGGUGUACCCGCCUCACAGAGCCUUGUUCUGGGGGUAACGCCACUGCUUGCGCGCAACGGAGAGUCAGCGCAAAGUUUCCUCGAUGGCGCUGGUGAUGGAGCCAGUGAGCAAAUGGAGCACGAGCCAGGUGGUGGACUGGAUGAAAGGUCUGGAUGACUGCUUGCAGCAGUAUGUGUGUGUCUUUGAGCGCGGAGGUGUUUGUGGGGAGCGGCUGCUGCGGAUUAGCCACGCCGAACUUGAGGAGCUGGGAGUCUCUCGCAUCGGACACCAGGAGCUCAUUCUGGAGGCCGUCGACUUGCUCUGUGCCCUGAACUCAGGGCUGGAGACAGAGAGCGUCAGGACUCUGGCUCACAAGCUCGGCGCCUCGGCCAAGAACCUGCAGAACUUCAUUUCCGGCCGCCGCCGGAGCAGCCAAUCGGAGAGCAGGAGCUCGCGGCGCCUCCCCAAUGAUCUGCUGACCUCUGUGGUCGACCUCAUCACCGCCGCCAAGAGCCUGCUGGCCUGGCUGGACAGGUCUCCCUUUGCUGCAGUGGCAGACUACUCAGUAACCCGAAAUAAUGUCAUUCAGCUCUGCCUGGAGCUCACCACCAUUGUACAGCAGGACUGUACGGUGUUUGAGACGGAGAACAAAAUCCUUCAUGUGUGUAAGACUCUGUCGGAGGUGUGCGAGCACAUUGUGUGUGUGUCAUCGGACCCGCUGGUUUCGCAGUCGGCCCACCUCGAGCUGGUUCACCUCACCAACAUCAAGCCCUCUGAAGGCCUGGGAAUGUACAUAAAGUCAACCUACGAUGGACUCCAUGUUAUCACAGGAACCACAGAAGGGUCUCCGGCUGACCGCUGUAAGAAGAUCCAUGCAGGAGAUGAAGUCAUUCAAGUCAAUCAUCAGACCGUGGUGGGCUGGCAGUUGCGUAACCUGGUCGGCUCGCUGCGGGCCGAUAAAGGCGUCGUGUCCCUGACCCUGAAGAAGCGUCCACAGAGCACCCUCAGCUCUGCCCCUGCGCUGCUGAAGAACAUGCGCUGGAAACCCCUGGCUUUGCAGCCGACCAGAAGCCCAGGCAGCAGUUCAGCCACGCCUUCAGGCACACCCACCAAGAACUCCGCCCUCCAGGACCUUUACAUCCCCCCUCCACCUGCUGAGCCAUAUGCACCCAGAGAUGAGACAGGAGCCUUGUCUGGUGAUGAAGCAUCUCGUAACCAUGGUGGCGUCAGCGCUGCUAAGCGCUCUGAGUCACCGAACUCCUUCCUGGAUCAAGAGUCUCGCCGGCGAGAAGAGGAGGAGCCCGUGUACUGCACCACGCCCACAUACGGCAGGCUGAGGCCCAUCUCCAUGCCUGUGGAGUGUAACUGGGUGGGUGAUUAUGAAGACCCAGCCAAGCUUAACAGAGAAAGCCGCAGAGAAGCCUCGCUUAUGCGUUAUGUGGGACUGUCCGGCGGAGACGAACGGACCAGCGGUGAAGACUACUCCUCCCACACAGCUCGUCCAGGCAAACGGUCCAAUGAUACGGCCAAACGUGCCAAGAGGCGGAGCCACCACAGUCAAAGCCCCUCCCAUUAUGUCCUUCAGACAAAUCAGAGAGAGUCGCCUCCCAGGGACCCAGCCUCCAUUUAUCAUACAUACCAACAGUCCUCCUCCUCCUCCUCUCUGCAGUCAAAGAACAGGAAGAAGAAUAAAGGGCGAAGUUUGGCCUCGCUGAGUCGGAGGCGUGUUUCCUGCAAGGCGCUGGGCAGAGGAGACUGCGAGGGUUGGCUGUGGAGAAAGAGAGAUGCAAAGGGUUACUUUUCUCAAAAAUGGAAGAAGUACUGGUUUGUUCUGAAAGACAACUGCCUGUACUGGUACAUCAAUGAAGAGGAUGAAAAAGCCGAAGGUUUUGUCAGUCUUCCAGAAUUUAAGAUCGAUCGAGCCAGUGAAUGCCGCAAGAAGUAUGCUUUCAAAGCUUGCCACCCCAAGGUCAAGAGUUUCUACUUUGCAGCAGAUGGAGUGGAUGACAUGAACAGGUGGCUGAGUCGCCUCAACAUGGCUGCUGUAGGCUAUGCAGAGCGAGAGAGAAUACGCCAGGAGCAGGAUUACUGGAGUGAAAGUGAACAUGAGGAUGACGCUGCCUCCAGCCCCAAACAGGACAGUCCCCCACCUCCAUAUGACACCUACCCACGGCCUCCAUCAAUGAGCGCCUACUUGGAAGGAGGUCGGACCACUCGGCUUUCUUCCACAGAGACGUCUCGCUCUCGCUCAUCCCAAGAGGACUUCCUUUGUGGCGAGCCCCCUGCUGCAGCUGCAGAGCCGCAGUACCACCCUGGUCCUCUUGGGGGAGGCACCACACACAGUGGCAGAAAAGCAGGGGGUAGCAACAGCAGCGACGUACAGUACAGAUGUGAUCCUGUAGAGUACCGCUCCAGUCCUGCUGGGGGCAGUAGUGAGACAGGGUCCCCAGGCCGCUCUUCAUCGUCGCAGAGACGCUCUUGGCAGGACCUGAUUGAGACGCCAUUGACCGAGGCUGGACUGCACUACCUUCAAACUGGACCACUUGAGGACGCCGUCUUUGCUGAGCCAGGCCCAGGUGGUGGCUCAAUGAUGGCCGGAGCCGUUUACACUCUUCCUGCUCCGAGGAAUGUCCCGUUGCCCAUGGCAAUGCAGAGGCUGAUUCCUAUGGCAACCCAGGGAGGGAAACCCCGCAGCUUCACACUGCCACGAGACAGCAACCUCCACACGCUCCUCGCACCGCCUGCGAAAGAAGAACAGCAAACACACAACGGUGGCAGUGAAGGUGCCUCGCUGGGCGACCUGUUUCGUGCGUGCGAGCAGGGUGGGGUCUGUCCUCUGGGUCGGGGGUCGGAGUCCAAAGGUCAGUCAGAGUUCAGGCAGUCAUUUCUCCGAAGGGCCGCUGACCCUCAUCUCAACGAGCGCCUGCACCGCCUCCGCAUACUGACCUCCACGUUGAAGGACAGGGAGGGGGAGCUAGCGCUGAUUGACAGGCUGCUGGCCAAACCCCAGCUGUCGUCGGCAGAGUUCCAGGAGUGGAAGAGAGCCUAUCAGGACCUGUUCACUCAGGAGUCGAACUCGGCCGCCGAAUCAGAUCCUGGCCCGCCCCUCACCCCGUCGCUCUCUCACACGCACUCCUACAUUGAGACGCACGUCUGACGCGAAAAGCAAAAGCAACACACACGCUUAAAUUGCUCUCAUCACCUGAUUUUGGAUUGAGUUGAACAAAUUGCAGCUGAUGCUUUGAGGCAUCAGAGCUGCGAUCGGAGAAAUCUUAGUGACGAACUGAGUCGAGAGGCAAGAGUAGAGAUGUGCUUUGAGCAGCCGCCGUGUGACAAGUGCAACAUGACGUGUUUUUGCGGAGACCCUCGUGUCACAUCAGUCUUCGAGCUGAUUGGUCAUGCCACUCCAGCUGGCUCGAGGGUGGACACUAACACUGAUUCUUGAGUAUUAUAUGUUAGCUUUUGUGCUGCGUACCUAAAAUACUCUCCAUGGAAAACCAUAUAAAGAAGGAUCUUCAUCAUCUUCGUACAGACUUCUCAUCCAGUGGGAUUACAGAGUUGUAUCUUUCUCCAUCUUGCUUAUUGUGCCAUUUUCAUACUGACUGCACAGUGUCUCAUAGACGGUCUAAUAGCCACAUACGUUGUAUUCUUUCAAGCCUUAUACUUGAUGUCUAUGAUGAUAUUUACUGUACAGUGAGUGCUACAGUAGACAACAAUAAGCAAAGGUCUUUUUAAAAAAAACAAAAACAAAACACCAGUCUCAGUUUCUAUCUAGUUUUAGAGACUUUUGUUUGUGCUGGUUUGGUAGAUUUGUGUACUGUGCUGGGCUGGACCUGAAGCAUGCACACUCCUCCUGGAAUAGGACCCAUUUGAAGGAAAAAUCCACCCUCAAAUGCUUUUCUAACAACGCAUCAGGCAUCACAUGGUGUAGUUAGGAGCCCAUUAUCUGCUAUUGCUUUAUUAUUGAACUUCAUUUCACACUCCAAAAACACAGUAUGCCUUUGACAAACCGCCAUUUACUACUUUAUAACUUCGCAUAUGCACAUUAAAGCAGUGUGGUUUUUACAUUUGGAAAAAUAGAACACUAAAUGCAGUUAAAUCUGUUGUACAGACAUAUACAGGCAUAUAUAGAGACGGAAAACAGUUAUUCUUGUUGCUGUGAGAAUAAAGGCUUGCAAUGAUCAAGGGAGUUUUCAAGUUUCUUUUAAAAUUUUUACACAAUAGUAAAUAAAAUAGGGUCUUUUAACGAUACUUUUAUUAAUUGCAAAACAAAAACAGCUACUAGAAAUGUCUAAUGUUUCGUUUACGUUGUAUACAUAUUGAAAGCUGCAUUUUAAUGACAUGUAAACAAAUACUAGG
Messenger RNA from Oreochromis aureus, 4576 nucleotides. It is a transcript of the gene cnksr2a, whose product is annotated as connector enhancer of kinase suppressor of Ras 2a. Gene Ontology annotation, biological process: regulation of signal transduction. The transcript has 24 exons. Gene Ontology annotation, cellular component: cytoplasm; membrane. The record is from RefSeq and is a predicted model, not a curated record. Gene Ontology annotation, molecular function: protein binding. The coding region runs from base 321 to 3374 and encodes 1017 amino acids. NCBI's taxonomy places the organism in Eukaryota, Metazoa, Chordata, Actinopteri, Cichliformes, Cichlidae.